Messenger RNA from Chiloscyllium plagiosum (whitespotted bambooshark), 4349 nucleotides. RefSeq names its product kinesin family member 4 (gene kif4). Lineage: Eukaryota; Metazoa; Chordata; Chondrichthyes; Orectolobiformes; Hemiscylliidae. Gene Ontology annotation, biological process: mitotic spindle organization; spindle elongation; microtubule-based movement. Gene Ontology annotation, cellular component: microtubule associated complex. The record is from RefSeq and is a predicted model, not a curated record. Gene Ontology annotation, molecular function: ATP binding; microtubule binding; microtubule motor activity.
GAAUGUGUCUUUGGGUCGGCGGUUGCUGUUUCGGGGCGGGCGGAGCUCGAUUCGACGGAUUUCAGGGACGGCAGACACUCUGUUUGUGUAUUAAAGUUUUUAUUCCCGAGGCCCUGUGUGUGAAGAGGCAGUGGGAGCAGCUUGCAGGAUGGUACGAGAAGAGGAGAAGGUUAUUCCAGUAAGAGUAGCCCUCCGCUGCCGUCCUCUUGUACAGAAGGAAAUUGAUGAAGGAUGUCAAGUGUGCUUGACAUUCACUCCUGGAGAACCACAGGUGCUUUUGGGAAUCGAUAAGUAUUUUUCAUAUGAUUACGUCUUUGAUCCCUGUGCAGAGCAAGAAGAAGUGUUCAAUAUUGCAGUAUAUCCCCUUAUUCAGGGGAUAUUCAAAGGAUAUAAUGCUACAGUAUUGGCGUAUGGACAGACUGGUUCUGGAAAGACCUAUUCUAUGGGAGGAACAUACACAUCUGGUCAAGAGGGUGAUCCAAGCGUUGGUGUCAUUCCAAGAGUAAUUAAUAUGCUGUUUAAGACGAUUGAAGAGAAUUCAGAUAAUGAUUUCACAUUAAAAGUUUCUUAUUUAGAGAUCUACAAUGAAGAUAUUUUGGAUCUGUUGCAUCCAUCUCGGGAGAAAUCCCAAAUUCACAUCAGAGAAGAUCCCAAAGAAGGCAUAAAGAUUGUAGGUCUAAUUGAAACAAAAGUGUUAACUGCAAUGGAUAUGGUGAACUGCCUGGAACAAGGAAAUUCUACAAGGACAGUUGCUGCAACAGCAAUGAACUCCCAGUCAUCCCGAUCCCAUGCCAUCUUCACAGUCACUGUUGAACAAAGAAAGAAAAGUGACAGAAACAGUUAUUUCCGUUCCAAACUGCACCUAGUGGAUCUGGCAGGAUCUGAGCGCCAGAAAAAAACAAAAGCAGAGGGUGACCGUCUGAAGGAAGGAAUCAACAUUAACCGUGGUUUGCUGUCCCUGGGUAAUGUUAUCAGCGCACUUGGAGAUGAGCAUAAUCGCAAGGGCUUUGUGCCAUAUAGAGAUUCAAAACUGACACGAUUGUUGCAAGACUCACUUGGUGGAAAUAGCCAUACAUUGAUGAUAGCUUGUGUGAGUCCUGCUGAUUCUAAUAUUGAAGAAACUCUAAAUACUCUACGCUAUGCUGACAGAGCAAGGAAAAUAAAGAAUAAACCUGUGGUUAACUUUGAUCCCCAAGCUGCUGAACUUCAGCGCCUUAAGCACCAGGUGCAAGAACUCCAAGUGCUGCUGCUGCAAGCGCAUGGGGGAACAGUUCAAAUAAGCAGCAGGGGAGUGCAAUCUGAGAAUCAACAAACUGUAAUGGACACAGUAAGAUUGCACAGAGAAGAAAUUGAACAUUUGAGUAAAGAGCUUCGUGAUGCAGUUGGCCAGACUACUCAGAUGUGUGAAAGGGUCAUACUGACUGAACAGAUGAAUGAGAAAUUGAUCUGUAAACUGCAAGAACUCUCUCAGCAUGCUGCCUGCAAGUUGGACUUGGAGAAGCUAAUGGAAGUUUCUUCAAAUGAAGAAAUGAGCGAGCAGAUCAACAUCCUACGCAGUCUGCAGCAGGCACUUUCUAAUAUGCAGAAUGAGUGUACAAAUAUGAAACCGGAAAUGGAGGGAAUUGACCUUGAGCAACAAGGGGAUGAAAAUGUAGAUCAGGAGAAUUCCAGCUUAAAGGAAAAGAGGGAUUCUGAUCCUUUCACAGCCUGCCAUGCACUAAGGCAUGCACAGAUGUCCAAAGAGUUGAUGGAAUUGAAUAAAGUGUUGGCACUUAAAGAGGAACUGGCUAGAAAAAUGUCACAGGGUGAUUGUGAAAUGGAGCCUGUGCACACUCUGUACCAGGUAAAUAUCAAGUCACUUGAGGAUCAAGUUUCUGCUCUACAGAAAGAAAAGGAAGAACUAGUGCUAGCAUUACACGGUGCGAAAAAAGACAUCAAUGCAACCAAAGUUAGUGAACGCCGACGGAAGCGUCUCCAGGAGUUGGAGGCUGAAUUAACAAAUCUCAAAAAGAAGUUGAUGGAACAAUCAAAAAUGCUGAAAUUCAAGGAGAAGACUGAGGGAACAGUUGAUAAGUUGAAUCAAGAGAUUCAGGCACUAAAGUAUCAGCGAGUUCAGCUGAUGCGACAAAUGAGAGAGGAAGCUGAAAAGUCUCGUAAAUGGAAAGCAGAAAAAGACAAGGAGGUCCUGCAACUUAAGGAGAAAGACCGAAAAAGACAGUAUGAGUUAUUGAAAUUAGAACGAAACUAUAAACAGCAAGCAAAUGUAUUGAGGCGCAAGACUGAGGAGGCUGCUGCUGCUAACAAGCGUUUGCGUGAUGCUCUUCAAAGGCAGAAGGAUGCUGCUGAGAAACGCAAGGAAUCAAACAGAGGAAUGGAAGGGACCGCUGCUAGAGUACAGAGUUGGCUAGUCAAUGAGUUGGAAGUACUUGUGAGUAUAGAGGAGGCUCGUCGUCACUUGAACUCCCUACUGGAUGACCGGAAGAUAUUGGCACAUGAGUUGUCUGUGUUAGUAGGGAAGAAAGAAGCCCACCAUCCACCACCCAAACUCCGGCGUCGAACUUUUACAUUGACUGAGUUAAUGAAAACCACUGAACAGGAUCCAUCUAUAAACAAGCAGAUUGAAAGUGUUGAGACAGUAAUAGAACUCAGGAGUGCUCAAAUUGCUGACCUUCAACAGAAAUUGAUGGAUGCAGACAAUGAGGAAAGGUCGAAGCAUCGUUGGGAAACAAUUGCUACUAUUGUAGAGGCUAAAUGUGGGCUAAAAUGGCUAAUGGGAGAGCUGGUAUCAAGUAAAGUAUCAUGUAGUAAACUGGAGAGUGAAUUCAAUCAGGCAAAAGCUGACAGUGCAGAGUUGCAGAAGACAGUAAUUGAAGAACAAACACGAAUUGCUGAAAUGGAGACUGACCAUCAGCAACAGCUGCUAGAUCAAGAACAGCGACACCAAGAUAAGGUGCUUUAUCUGCUCAGCCAGUUGCAACAAAGUUCUAAUCUACAAAAGGAGUCAGCUCCUGAUCAAGAGUCCCAGCUUGUGGAAAGGCUAAAAUUCCAAGAUGAAGAAAUCAAAAAGAUGAAAGAACUGUGUGAAAGGAAUCAGCAGCUGAUGGAAGAGAAUGAGACUUUGAAGCAGAAACUGAACCUGCUCCAAUAUACAACCAGUAAGUUGGGUGAUAGCAACCUAAUGAGCCUACCGACAGAGCCUUCAUCGUCUCCCUUUGACUAUGUUCCUCCCAAGCCAAAGAACAGGAGGAAGACUACGGCAAAGCCGCACAUGAUGACCCCACGUGUGACUCUGGAAGAGCUAUUAUCUGACUCUGAUUCUAAUGGUGAUACUGAAGAUGAUGAUUGGGUCCCCAGUAAAAUGAAAGAAAACAAAAGAGCCAAUUUAGGGUGUUCCUGCAAAGGUCGUUGUGCCAACAAACACUGCAAAUGCAGGAAGAAUAGAAUGGAUUGUGGUGACCACUGCAAAUGCAUUGCCAAUCACUGUCACAAUCGAGUCAAUGUGAAUCAAGACGAUGUGUUUACUGAAAAUGGAUCAGAUGGCUCAUUUAAAUUAGAUGAUCCCACUGAAUCAGAGUCUCGCUUCUUUGAGCCCCUUAACAUCACCUCUGACAAGGUUCUGGUUGAUAUCACUGACCAUGGAGACACAAUGCUGAAGCUAAUUCGUAAACCACUGAUGGAGACUGAAGAGUCAAACAGCUCAAAUAUCAAGAAGAAGAAGAAAACCCUUUUGAACUGUAACACCAGUUUCUUUACAGGAUACCCUUCAAUCCCUGAAACCCUAGAAUAAGUACAACUUUCUGUAAAUUUGUGCCAUUUUUAUUUGUUUGACUCCUCCAUUCCAGGAAGUGUGCUGUACUUUUUGAUUUUUCUUUGUGGGACCACCAUGAUUGUCUGUCUAUUCCUGUUUUUAUCCUACCUUUUUUCCUUUUACCAUCUUAGUUAUUUGUGUAUCUAAUGAAAUGCCUCAAAAUUAAACUAUUUGUGUGUGUGGUGGGGGGGCAGGAGAGAGAAGAAGAAACAAUUGACUAUCAAGAAGUGGAAAAUGUGGGAUUUCUUUUCACCUUUGUUGUUCUUGACUAAGCUUUUGAACAAUUGCUCAAUUAUAUAUUCUGAUUACAAUCCUGACUACCUCUAGAGAGACAGUGGGACUAUUGUUAUUUUGACAGACUUUUUGGACAUUCAUUUGUUUCUUCCACAUUGGAAAACAGAUUUACUAUUUUAAUUUGUGACAAUAGUGUACUAUUCCAAGUAUUGAGUCUGUCUUGAUACAGUUUCCUUUAUUGCAGGAAGGAAAAAAGUAAACUUGUUGCCCUAGCCCCCAUCUGAAAAAAUUGUCUCUCACAUGGAAG